This is a messenger RNA of Galeopterus variegatus (Sunda flying lemur), 709 nucleotides long. RefSeq names its product zymogen granule protein 16B (gene ZG16B). The transcript is spliced from 4 exons. Bases 1 to 576 code for a protein of 191 amino acids. The record is from RefSeq and is a predicted model, not a curated record. NCBI's taxonomy places the organism in Eukaryota, Metazoa, Chordata, Mammalia, Dermoptera, Cynocephalidae.
AUGCAGGGCUCCAGGUACACAGGACGUCCCAGUGCACUCUCCCUGCCUGAGCCUGGGACACGCCGGCCAGAAGCCAUGCUGCUGUUGCUGACCCUCGCCCUCCUGGGGACCAAUAGCUGCUGGGCAGCACAGCUGUACGGGAACAGAGGAGGCACGUAUUUCAGUACCUCUGAAGACUACGAAUAUGAAAUCACGGGCAUUCGGGUGUCUACAGGUGGUUUGGGCCUGAUUAAAAGUGUCCAGGUGAAAUUUGGGCCCUUCUGGGAUGAUGUACGUGGUGCCUCAGGUGGGGACACCCAGGAAUUCCUUCUGUGGUCAGACGAAUACAUCACAGAAGCCUAUGGCUCGUUCAAGGCUUUUCUACGGUACCUGGUCCUCUGCACCAAUCUGGGACGCUGUGUGUCCUUUGGGAAGGACGCGGGCAAGACCUUCUCUGCCUUCCCCAGCCAGGAGGGGCAGGUGCUCACAGGCAUCUUUGGCCAGUAUGGACUCCUCGGCAUCAAGGGCAUUGGCUUUAAAUGGGAUUAUCCACCAGUGGAGUCAACCCCCACACCAACAAAUGUCACUUCGAAAUAGCCAAAUAAAAGUUGUUCCUGAGUCCCCAAGGCAGGCUCUAGCAUUAUAUGAGCUGAGGCCAUCAGGGGGUGGUGGGAUGAUCAUUCUGGGGUAACUGGAUCUAAAGCCACCAAUAAAUAAAGCUUCUGCAGAA